Molecule: messenger RNA, 1656 nt
Organism: Fusarium oxysporum Fo47
Lineage: Eukaryota; Fungi; Ascomycota; Sordariomycetes; Hypocreales; Nectriaceae
Product: fungal hydrophobin-domain-containing protein
Exons: 4
Coding region: 1-1656 (551 amino acids)
Cellular component (GO): extracellular region
Source: RefSeq, a predicted model, not a curated record
AUGAAGUCCAAGAGUAUCAUGGCCGCUUCAACAGUGAUGGAGCUUGCUCUUGCCCAAGCUUCUGCUGAUCCUCUUUGCUCUACCAUCAUCAAUCUUCAGCCUAUUGAAUAUCAAUUCCAGCAGCCUGUUCUCAUCGACUCCUACUUCCCUGCCAACACUGACAUUGUCCUCGAUGAUGGCCACGUUGUACAUGUCACCAAUGCUCCAACCUCUUUGAGCACUGUUCUGACGGAUGUCUCGACAAGCUCGACUACACUGACCAGUAGUGCUUCCAACGGCAACGGCAAUCCGCCAGACGGAGGCUAUCUCACCUUCACCGUUCCUGCGAACCCUGAUGAUAUUGGCAAUCAUCCUGUCACCAAGACAUAUCCCCCAACUGAGCCCGGCCAGCCGGGCAUUGUGGUCAUUCAGGUUCCAACAUCUCCUCCUGGAGCUGAUGGCAUCCCUACCUCUUCUGUCCCAUACGUGACGGUCACUACCACUGGAGACUUCCCUUCUCUUACCGGCCCUGUCACGACUACUGUCACUCCUGGUGAGCCAGGAGCAACCGGUAGUGUCAUUAUUGAGGUCCCCAACACCAAGAUUACUUCUCCCUCAGCAUCUUAUGUUACCGUCACUACUCCAGGAAGCGUUGCCCCAACUGACGCCCCUCGCACAAGCACUAUUCCUCCCAGUAACCCUACGGAUCCUGGCACGGUUAUUGUUGUGGUUCCAAGCUCCCAGGCUUCAUCUGUUUCCUCGAUCCCAUUUGUUACUGUUACCACCACUGGUAGUACCCUCAACCCAACGGAUGAUCCCAUCACGUCGACUAUUUCCCCAUCUGGGUCAACAGGUUCCGGCACUGUCAUAGUGGAGGUUCCGCCUUCCAGUUCCCCUAGCGGCUCUGGCGCAUCCUCCUCCCCUGUCUCUGUCGUUACCCGCACUGUCACUGGAGACGAUGGUAAUGGUGAGCCCUCUACGACUACUAUCACCCCCACCGCAAGCUCUGGUCCCGGGACCGUUAUUGUUGAAGUCCCGCCCCCCACCAACAGCCCCUCGGCUACAUCACCUGGAAGCAGCAGGCCUGGAGGUCCUGGUUCCUCUGGAACUGGCAGCUCUGCUAGUCAGGGGCCUAGCGAUAGCGCCGCUCUAUCUAGUAGCACUGGCGAUGCUGGACCAUCCUCAUCUGUGCCGGAGUCUUCUAGUCCCAGUCGGGCGACUACAGAUGAUGCUGCUUCGAGCACUUCCGCCAGCGCACCUGCAAGUAGUUCAGCUGCAUCAUCAAUCACGCAGUCUGAGACACCAUCCAGUGCUGGCGCAGAGACGAGCACCCCUGCCACUUCUCCUGCUUCUUCUUCUGCCCCUUCAACGAGCGAUGCAGAUACCAGCUCUCCUGUCAACCCCACCACCUCCAGCCCUGUUUCGUCAGCAGCUACCUCUGCCCCUGGUUCUUCUACAGAGUCCGCUCCUAGCUCAUCCACCAGUGCAGCGGCCGCGAACUUUGAUCCUUGCCCCGACAGUCUCUAUGGAAACCCUCAGUGCUGUUCCGUCGACGUUCUUGGGGUUGCAGACGUUGAAUGCGAUUCACCCACCGAGUCUCCUACCGAUGCCGAUAACUUCCAAGCCAUCUGCGCAGCUAGUGGUCAGCGAGCUCGAUGCUGUGUCCUCCCUGUGUAA